Messenger RNA from Pogona vitticeps (central bearded dragon), 3710 nucleotides. The record is from RefSeq and is a predicted model, not a curated record. NCBI's taxonomy places the organism in Eukaryota, Metazoa, Chordata, Lepidosauria, Squamata, Agamidae.
UUGCGUUGCGCCGCGUCGGGGGGGUGGUGGUGAGGCUGGUGAGGGUGAGCGGGCCGGCCGGCGCCUCAGACCCACCAACCAGCCUCAGCAGCAGCAGCAGCAGCCGCGGGGAGCGGCGGCCUGCCUGCUCCGAGUCCUCGGCCCCACCGGGCCCGGCCCAGCCAUGGAGUCCUACGACAUUAUCGCCAACCAGCCCGUGGUCAUUGACAACGGCUCAGGCGUGGUCAAGGCUGGUUUUGCUGGAGAUCAGAUCCCAAAAUACUGCUUCCCGAAUUAUGUGGGCCGCCCAAAGCACGUGCGCGUCAUGGCCGGGGCGCUUGAAGGCGACCUCUUCAUUGGACCUAAAGCAGAGGAGCACAGAGGAUUGUUAUCCAUUCGGUACCCCAUGGAACAUGGCAUUGUCCGCGACUGGAACGACAUGGAGAGAAUCUGGCAGUAUGUCUAUUCAAAAGAUCAGCUGCAGACGUUCUCAGAAGAGCACCCAGUUCUCCUGACAGAAGCCCCUUUAAACCCCAGCAAAAACCGGGAGAAGGCCGCUGAGGUUUUCUUCGAGACCUUCAACGUUCCUGCGCUCUUCAUCUCCAUGCAAGCUGUCCUCAGCCUUUAUGCCACGGGUCGCACGACAGGCGUGGUGCUGGAUGCAGGGGAUGGAGUGACACAUGCCGUACCCAUCUACGAGGGCUUUGCCAUGCCACACUCAAUCAUGCGGGUAGACAUUGCUGGACGGGACGUCUCCCGCUACCUCCGCCUGUUGCUACGAAAAGAGGGCUAUGACUUCCACACUUCGGCUGAGUUUGAGGUGGUGAAGACAAUAAAGGAGGUGAGGACGGGGCUGACGGAAGCCCCUCGUUUAGAUGUUGGUCCAUCACGAUUCCGUGCCCCAGAACUGCUCUUCCAGCCGGACCUAAUAGGGGACGAAAGUGAAGGGAUCCAUGAAGUGCUGGCCUUUGCCAUUCAGAAAUCAGACAUGGACCUGAGGCGGACACUUUUUGCAAAUAUCGUCCUGUCUGGGGGAUCUACGCUGUUUAAAGGUUUUGGGGACCGGUUGCUCAGUGAGGUGAAGAAACUUGCUCCAAAGGACGUCAAGAUUAAGAUCUCUGCUCCUCAGGAGAGGUUGUACUCCACGUGGAUUGGUGGCUCCAUUUUGGCCUCGCUGGACACGUUCAAGAAGAUGUGGGUGUCCAAGAAGGAGUACGAGGAAGAUGGCUCCCGGGCCAUUCAUCGAAAGACAUUCUAGGGCAGGGGAGGGGGGCGGCGGCAACAGCAGCAGCAGUGGCAAAGCAACUGGUGUCUGUGGGCGACUCAUCCAGGUUGUGUCUUUUCUCUCUUAACCCUUUCUUGUCCAGGGCUGCUCCUUCCCUGCCGGCUGGGGCUGCUUCCUGCCUUCCUCCUGGGCCUCACGCUUUCCUGUCUUAGUGCCCUGUCCCAUGCAUGUUGUUAGCACGCACCCACCCCAGGGGAGAGAGGGGCAGCCUAUGUUUUUGAGGCCUUGGCCGCGGCGGAGGGCCAUGGCCCCAGCCGGGAAGGGGACUGGAAGCUCUGUUUGGUACCUCCUGAUCCGUUCCAUAGCAUCACUGUUGCUCUUUUGAUCUGGUGCGUGCUGUGUGCCUACAGGGGAAUCGGAAACCUGCCUGCCCUGGCGAAGGGCUGCGGGCACCUCCCGUCUCUCCUCCCCCGUGACGCAGGAUGGAGGCCCUGCAUGCUCUGUGGUUUGUGGAAGACAUCUUGGAUGUUGACAAGUCCCUUGCUGUGCCCCCCCCCCAAUAUCCCCAGGAAACAAACUCAUCUAUUAGCUGGGCUGCCUGGGUCAGCUGCAGUGCUUGCUUGAAGCAGAGGGAAGGCACUGGCCAGGGGCUGCCUUCAUCCUCUUCCCCCUGGUCAGAUCCUAAACAAUCCCCUGCUUGGUGGUGGAGGCCAGAAGAGAACAGUGGGCCUUCUCCAGCUUGUAUUUUGGGGGAUGGGGGCGGUUUAAAGUCAGGGGGGGCUCUCUAGCCAUCAGUGCCAAGGUAGUAUCUCAUCCAAUAGCCUGCCCACUGUCUGUCUUCUCUCACACACCUCUCCUUGUGAGUUGGAUUUUAAAAAUCGGGUUAUAGUGAGGGGGUGGGUAUCUUUGGGCAGAAAGAGGUGGGCUUUUGCUCCAGCUGGGAAACAGGGCAAGGCUGUUCCUUAUCUUUACUCUGGGCUGUUCCAUUUAAAGGGAGCAGGGUCUGUUAGAUAGAAGCCUUGUAAGGCUUUACCGAGGGGAGGAGGGCUCUGGGGAUGUGUGGUGUUUUUAAGCCAAUGGCUCCUGCAGUCAGUGCUGGCCAGAGCUUGAACAUAUGAGCAAAUUUUUUGUUGCUAAGAAAUCAUUUUUUUCCCUGAGCUCUAGGUCUGGCUAAUUAUAAAGACAGAAACGCCUGUUAGCUAUAGAAGCUGUUGCUGCAGUGGAGUUAAGGGAGAGAGGUAGAAUCACAGCCACUAAGCUCCCGUCCUUUUUGAGAGCUUCAGGCAACGCGGGGGGUGUUAGAGGGUCUGGAGAACUGGAUAUUAAACAGUUGGGGCUACAGAGAGAGAAAGGAUCACCCUUAGGUGGCAUUUUGGGGAGAGGAGCUGUCCCUUUGCCUUCCUGCAGUCUUUGCCCUGAGGUCUCUGCUCCAGCCCAGCUCUUCUUGUCUAGAGAGUGGUCAGCAAGAACCAAGGGAGUUCAGGAUGACCAUUUGGUCAGAGAGGAGGAGAUUGUGGGUCCAACUCCCAUUAUCUCCCUACUCUUUUGAUUGAGAAAUGAGACAUGCAUACCACAAACUCUUACUUUUUUGAGAACAACAGGCAGGGCAGUCCGUAAUGUCUACUUUGGCUUUUGGUUACUUGUUUGGAAUGGCGUUUUCACGCAUUGAUUUAUCUUUGGGAAUGGCUACCCUUCCCAUCAGGUUAGUUUUCUGUCUGUGUAGAAUUUCACUUCCUUUAUCUCACCAUUUUCUCCACCUAGGGCAGGGCCGAACAAAAUGCAGCCUUCCAGCUCUUGUUGAACCACAGCUCCCAGCAUUCCUCACUGUUGGCUGUGCCGGCUAGAGCUGCGGUCUUGGCAACACCUGGAGGGCCACCAGUUGCCCCUCCCUGACCUAAGUCCAAGGCUAGUUUGGGUGAUCCCUUUUUUGCACCUGGUGAAUGGCAUCAUGCCAGUGUCCAGACUGUGCGUCUCAAGAGACAAAUAUCCACAACGGUUCCACAGGUGUAAACACUUGUCAUGCUUUUCAAGGCAGCUAGAAUAUCAAGCAGGAUGGGACUGCAGGCCCCUGGCGUUCCCAUGCCAGCCAAAGAAAAUAGCAGCCGAGAGGUUGGGAAAGUACCAGUCUUCUCGCUCCUGGUGCACUGCAGAGAUGAUCUUUAGCCUUGGAUCAGAAAGGGUUAAAUCUUUUAUUUUUUUUAUUUUUAAAUAAAUGGGUUAAUUUAAAAAAGCAAACCCCUGCUCUGGAGGGGUGAGGCUGUAUCCCUCAAGGGCCAGUGGCUCUUGUCCCUCUAAGCCAAGCGUGUAUGUGUGUUGGCUUCUCCAUCUUCUCCACCUACAAUGAUCUAUAUCAAAUGGAGGCACGGUCACCUUCCCCCCCCCAAAAAAAAGAAACCACCUCUCUGGGCUGCAAUGUACAAUAAUUUAACACAGUUGCCUGUAUUUUUAUUUUGUAAAUUCAUUAUAGUAAUAAUUAUAAAUUAACAGCCAGUGGCGUUUGCAUGUG